CCAUCACUGCUUCUACUAUCACUCUUCUGAAAAUUUCUGAUUCUCGACAUUUUGUAAGUGAAGUGCUCUUUCCUCCAACAACUGAUCAAUCUCAGUCUCUCCCCACUGCUUCUCCAAUGUUGCCAAAUCUCUAGUUUUCUUUUUCAUCUCAUAUUCUUGGUCGGUAUUUGAUGUACAGCAGUGCAACCCCAAUUUCUAUCGGCUUCAACACAAACAAUUCUUCAUUGCGUAAUCCAGUAUUAAGUGUCGGCGUCCACAAAAAUAGCCCCACAGAUAUGUGGAGAAACAUCGCCAAACAAAUCAGUUCAAGAGGGCGGCCGGAAUACCGCCGCAAUUCGUCUCUCUCCGCCACUCAAAGCUUUCUGGGGUUCGGCCAGGAUCCACUUAUUCCCGGAAAACCAAAGUUCAGGCGCCUCUUCGAGCUUAAUUUGCGGCCCGCCGAUGCUUUUCCGAUGGUGGGAUUUCGGAGAAACGGUGAUAUCGACGGCCCAGAUGAAAAUUUUCCGUCAUUUUUUGGGAGAAAUCAAGUGAAUUGUAGUGUGUUGUGCUGUAGGAGCUACGCUAGCGUAGCUGAGGCGGUGGAGGUGGAGGUGGCGGCGUCACACACGGACGCAGAUGAGGAUAAUAGGGAUACUAGUCGUGCUGAUAUGUCUGCACCUGAUGAGGUUCAAGAAUUGUUGAAUGUGAUGAGGAAGGAGGAGAUGAGAGUGUAUGCGAAGAACUGGAGGCACAAGAUACAUGCUAAAAUGGGGAUUAAGAAGUACUAUGCUCUAAAGAGAAGGCAAGCGAAGAUGGAAACCGAGGCGUGGCAGCAGGCGGCGAAAGAGUACGUGGAGCUCUUGAAUGAUAUGUGUGAGCAGAAAUUGGCUCCGAAUUUGCCUUAUAUGAAGUCUUUGUUUUUGGGAUGGUUUGAGCCGUUGAGGGAUAAGAUUGCUGAGGAGCAGGAGGUGAUUAGGAAUCAGAAGAGUAAGGCGGCCUAUGGUAAGUACUUCGUUCUCUUGCCAGCAGAUAUGAUGGCCGUUGUCACAAUGCAUAAGCUGAUGGGGUUGCUGAUGACCGGCGGGGAGCAUGGGUGUGCGCGAGUGGUGCAGGCUGCUUGCAUUAUAGGCGACGCAAUCGAACAGGAGGUGAGGUUAAACUAUUUCCUUGAGAAAACGAAGAAGAGAAAGGCUGAGAAAGCUGCAGAGAAGGCAAGAGAUGGAUCUGUCGUAGAUACAUCAGAACAAGAGAUAUUGCAUAAAAAAGUCACGACCUUGGUGAAAAAACAAAAUCUCCGAGCCGUGAGGCAAAUAUUGAAUAGACAAAUUGAGUCUCAGCCAUGGGGCCAGGAUGCUAGAGCAAAGGUGGGAAGUCGGCUCAUUGAAUUGAUUCUACAGACUGCCUAUAUACAAGCCCCUGCUAAUCAGUUAGCAGAGGGUCCACCUGAUAUUCGACCUGCGUUUGUACAUACUAAUAGAAUUGUAUCAAAAGAAAAUACGAACUAUAGCAGAAGAUAUGGUGUUAUUGAAUGUGAUCCUAUUAUUCGUAAAGGCCUUGAAAGAACAGCUAGGCACAUGGUCAUACCAUAUAUGCCGAUGCUAGUGCGUCCAGUUAGGUGGACAAGGUAUGACAAAGGUGCAUAUUUAUAUUUACCUUCGUAUGUGAUGCGCACACAUGGAGCACGCCAACAACGUGAAACAGUUAAGAGAACUCCUAGGAAACAGUUGAAACCAGUAUUUGAGGCAUUGGAUACUCUUGGAAACACCAAAUGGAGAGUGAACAAGAGAAUUCUCAAUGUUAUUGAUAGAAUAUGGGCUAGUGGAGGUUGUCUUGGAGACUUAGUUGAUCGCAAUGAUACCCCUCUGCCGGAGGAGCCGGAUACAGAAGAUGAAACAAUAAUUAAGAAGUGGAAAUGGAAAGUUAAAGCUAUCAAGAAGGAAAACAGCGAGAGGCACUCACAGCGUUGUGAUACAGAGCUUAAACUUGCUGUUGCACGAAAGUUGAAAGAGGAAGAAGGCUUCUUUUACCCGCACAACCUUGAUUUCCGUGGCCGUGCAUACCCCAUGCACCCACACUUGAAUCAUUUGGGCUCUGAUAUUUGUAGGGGAAUCCUAGAGUUUGCUGACGGUCGACCUCUUGGAAAGUCAGGCUUGCGUUGGCUUAAGAUACACUUGGCAAAUUUAUUUGCCAAUGGCGUGGACAAAUUGUCUCAUGAUGGUCGACUAGCUUUUACUGAGAACCAUUUGGACGAUAUAUUUGAUUCUGCAGAUAGACCACUUGAAGGAGAGCGUUGGUGGUUAAAAGCAGAAGAUCCUUUUCAAUGUUUGGCAGCAUGCAUUAACCUUGCUGAGGCCCUUAGAAGUCCAUCUCCCGAGACAAUAAUAUCUCAUAUUCCAGUCCACCAAGAUGGUUCUUGCAAUGGUUUACAGCAUUAUGCUGCCCUUGGUAGGGAUAAGCCAGGGGCAGCUGCUGUUAACCUGGUUGCUGGAGAAAAGCCCGCAGAUGUUUAUUCAGGAAUUGCUACGAGGGUCCUUGAUAUCAUGAAGGAAGAUGCGCAGAAGGACCCUGAUGUAUAUCCCGAAGCUUUGCAUGCAAGACGACUGGUCCAUCAGGUGGAUAGGAAGCUGGUCAAGCAGACUGUGAUGACAUCAGUGUAUGGUGUAACUUACAUUGGUGCUCGAGAUCAAAUUAAGAGAAGACUAAAGGAACGUGAUGCCAUUGGGGAUGAUGCGGAAACAUUUGGUGCAGCUUGUUAUGCAGCAAAGGUUACAUUAACUGCAUUAGGGCAGAUGUUUGAAGCUGCAAGGAGCAUCAUGAGCUGGCUAGGAGAAUGUGCCAAGGUUAUCGCAUCUGAAAACGAGCCUGUUUGUUGGACAACUCCACUUGGACUCCCUGUGGUGCAGCCGUACCGUAAAGUAGGAAGGCAUUUCGUUAAAACUUCUCUGCAGGUUUUGACCCUCCAGCGUGAGACAGAAAAGGUGAUGGUUAAGAGGCAGAGAACAGCUUUUCCUCCGAACUUCGUUCAUUCCCUCGAUGGAUCCCACAUGAUGAUGACUGCUAUCGCAUGCAGGAAAGAAGGAUUGGACUUUGCAGGUGUUCAUGAUUCAUAUUGGACGCAUGCAUGUGAUGUUGACGUGAUGAACAGAAUAUUAAGAGAGAAAUUCGUUGAACUAUAUGAAACACCAGUUCUCGAGAAUUUGCUGGAGAGCUUUCAACAGUCCUUCCCUUCGUUGCCUUUCCCUCCAUUGCCCGAGCGGGGCGACUUUGAUCUUCGAGAAGUGUUGGAGUCUCAGUAUUUCUUCAACUGAAUUGGGUAACUCUUGUUGUCAGAGCAGCAUACAUUCAUGAACGGGCUUUCAUUGUGCGUUUGUAGCCGUUGAUAGCUCGGCCAGCGACUCCAUGAUAGUGAUCUUUAUUGGGUUUGAUGCACUUGCAAGCACAAGAAGGUUUCCUUGAUGCAUCUGAAGUCACCACAUUCUUGUUCAUUCAUGGUCGUCGAAGCUUCGAGAUUUGUGUACAGUUUGCAGAGAGAAUUCUACACAGCGAUCUGGUGGCGCAAGGACCGACAUAGCUUCUCCACUUAGGUUAGUAUUGCAUAAUCCAUAGGCUUAAUUUGUCUUUGAGAGGGAUCUGGCAAAACAUACUGAUAUUCUCAAUAUUCUGGUUUUCCUUUGCUGUCCCUUAAAGGGAUACCUGUAAAUUGUGCAAAGGCACUAAUUGUUAGAGGACAGAUGAUUCUCAAGGAAUGUAGUUGUAUAUAUGUCUACUGAUUUGUUUGAAGGGUAAAUAUUAAUUAAAAUACCAAACUAUA
This is a messenger RNA of Salvia miltiorrhiza (redroot sage), 3790 nucleotides long. Its product is annotated as DNA-directed RNA polymerase 2B, chloroplastic/mitochondrial-like. Gene Ontology annotation, molecular function: DNA binding; DNA-directed RNA polymerase activity. Gene Ontology annotation, biological process: mitochondrial transcription. NCBI's taxonomy places the organism in Eukaryota, Viridiplantae, Streptophyta, Magnoliopsida, Lamiales, Lamiaceae. Gene Ontology annotation, cellular component: mitochondrial DNA-directed RNA polymerase complex. The record is from RefSeq and is a predicted model, not a curated record.